Musca vetustissima is the source of this 6995-nucleotide messenger RNA. RefSeq lists its product as uncharacterized. The transcript has 15 exons. Gene Ontology annotation, biological process: actin filament organization; calcium-mediated signaling; neuron projection development. Bases 59 to 6985 code for a protein of 2308 amino acids. NCBI's taxonomy places the organism in Eukaryota, Metazoa, Arthropoda, Insecta, Diptera, Muscidae. The record is from RefSeq and is a predicted model, not a curated record. Gene Ontology annotation, molecular function: actin filament binding. Gene Ontology annotation, cellular component: actin cytoskeleton; cytoplasm; dendrite.
GUGCCACAAACACGUAAUUUUCUAAGUAACUCCCCUCAUCAUCAUUGCUGCCCUCAAAAUGGAGAAACCAAUGCAACCGGUUGGUAAAGUUUCGCAAAUUGCGAAUCUAUUCCAACGCAAACCAAUUGAAAUACAACCAGUCGAACAGUUGAGUGCUGCCGCCGCCGCAGCAGCUGCAGCAGCAGCGGCCGCCGCUGCCGCCAACCCCACGGGUACACCCGCCACUGUUGUACGCACAGAAUCACAUUCGGCGCGAUUUAAUAACGCUCGAGCCCUAUUCGAAAAGUUGGGCGUCGAAAGCAAUUCCAAUCUGAGUGUCAAACGUUCGGGUUCGCGUGAAGACAACCUUUGCGGUGAUAUCAAUCAUUCGGAUCGUUCGUCGUCGCGUUCCUCUGAUCGUUCGAUUUCACCACCCAAACGACGUUCUCCCUUCCCGUCCGGUUGUCAGGUGGCUGCUUCAAUGGCCAAUAAUAACAGCAACAGUCAAUUGAAUGGCGGCAUUGUACCGCCUUUGGCAAAUUCCAAAUUCAUAAUGGAACCAAGUCCAAAGUUUCAACACAAUAUAUCACGUUUGAAAUCCGAGGAUAACAUAACGUCAUCAUCAUCCGGUCCCUCGGGUAUGGGCAGUGUUAGUGCAAUUUUGUCCGGUUCAUCAGGUGGUGUCGACAAACCCGAGAAGCCAGAACGUAAAUUCAAUUCCCGAGAAUUAAUCGAAAAACAAAAGAAAUGGACAUCACAUUUUACCAAAACCAAGACCACACGAUCUCAUGGUGAUCUCAAUCGUUGCGAUAUCAUACGCACUGGGCCGGGCACCGUGCUCAUACCCAGUUCGGUGAUACAAAUGAAAGAUGCAACAUCGCCGCCUUUGAAUAAUCACAAAAUAAUGCCACAAAAUAAUCAAAUCUCGGAAACCCGAUCCCCCAUAUUGGCCAGUUUGGCUUCGCAUCAAGACAAACCACCCAGUCCUCCGAUACGACAUUCGGUGCAACCGCCCGAGAUAAAACCACGUAGUAGCAACAAAAUUGGCAGCCCCGUAAAAUCGCCACCUCUACCACCCAUACCAGCUGUCAAACCGAAAAAUGUUAGCCCCGUUAAAUUCAAUCCCGAAAGGGUUCGAUCACCUACCAAAGUCUCGGAACCACCACCGCCACCACCAGCUAAAUCAGCUGCAGCGGCUGCUGCCCAGCAGCGUUCGAUUGAUGAACAAAAUGGCAUUGCCCCGAUACCACCAGAAAAACCUCGCAAAAAAUCCAUAGAUCUCGUGGAAACGGAGGAACGCAUUACCCCCUCAUCGCCAACCAUACAGGCACCAGGUUAUGUUCAUGCCGCCAAACGAGGUUCUAUUGAUAGUGCCGGCAAUAGUGCAUCAAUUGCCAGUGUCAAUGGCCUAUUGAGUGGUAGCAGUAAUUCGGCUGCUUCACCGGGAGCCAGUGCAUCGUCGGGACCAUCGUCGCCGGUACACACCGAAGAUGAGAAACAGGAAAAUGAAUCGACCGAAAAAUCGGAAAUGCAACAACAGUAUUAUCACAGUAUGCCGCGUAGACGAAGGAGCGAAAAUGAAGGACGCUCUAAUAAAUUGGAACGCCAAAAUACCAACAACGAUGUCACCGACAAUGCUGCUGCGAACUCCCAAAACCACGUCAUCACCUCACCGCAGCGUUCAUCAUCAACAUCAUCAUCGGUAGCAUCGAAACGGAUCUCUAGCAUUUCACUGAAUAUGCCAGCGGCCGGUUUAGGUUCCCGACCAGCUAGUAUUGUUUCUUCAUCGGCGACAAGUUUUGACGAAGGAGGUUUCAAUGAACCGUCACCGGAAAUUAAAGCCAAACUGAGGCCAGCCUAUGAAUAUGAAAGUCCAAAGCAACAAAUUACUCGUGCGCAACAACAACAACAAAGUCCCAGCAGCAAUAAAAUGCCAAAGACCGAAACAAAUGCUGUCGGAAAUGAUGACGCUGAUGAUGAUCAUCAUCACUACACAAUUGAAGAUCUGGAUGAGGCUGAAACACCAAGUCUUAACUACGUUGAUGUCGGUUAUCGUCUGAAACCCGAUGGCAGUGAAUCACGUGAGGUAUUCGGUGAAUCGGAACUAUAUGACACUGCAGCCAAGGUGACCGAUAUGCACAAGAAAUUCCAUGCUAAUGGUUUUGCCCAAGAAACCUCAACGGUAUAUGCCAUUAUAAAAACCGAAUCAUCAGGAACGGCAGAAAUUUAUUAUGGCGGUAAGGAAAAGGAACGCCCAGCUGCUAUGUCACCCACAAAAUCCAAUUCCGGAUCCAACUCGUUAAUGGGAUCACCCAUAAAAACUGCCACAUCACCACCAGUUGGCAUUGUUUCGCCCAUACGCCGCCGCAGUUCAGAAAUAAGUGUCAAAUCUACACCACCCAUGUCGCCGCCAUUGUCGGCAGGUAGCAAUGCCAACUCCUCAUCUAAUUCAAGAUCUAUAUCUUCAAUUGCCAAAGGUGUGGCACCAAUCGCUUCAAUGGAUGAGGCCAAUGAUAUACCAGCUCUACCCGAACGACCACCUCCAGCUUCAGCCAUAAAUAAUAUCAAUUCACUGGAUUUACAGGAUUUAGAAUAUGCCGACACCAGUGCUGGGGAGGAUGAGGAAGAUUUAAUGCGUACCAUUGAAGGAGAUGCUGAUUUUGUCGAUGACUUCUAUGUGGAGGAGAAGAUAAAAUCAUUGGUGCAAGAGCCCGUAGAGCCGACGACUGAAUCUAUUGGCCGAGAAGAUAGUCUGCCGGAUGAUAUGACCGCAUACGAAGCAGAGAGAUUGUUGAGUUCGAGACAACAGUCUCUACUAUCCGAUGAACAGGCCAAGGAAGUUGAACAGAUCCUAUCAGCAGCGCCCACAGUUGGUGUUGCUGUUGCAGCUGUAGUGGCCACAGCCACAUCACCGACACACAUUAAAAAUCUCAUAGAAGAGGUCAAACCACAAACACCCUCGCCUCCGGCUGAAACGAUUGUUGGUAGUAGCAGCCUUCACGACGACAACGAACAAGAGGAACAAGAACAAGGCGAGGAAGACGACAUUGAGAAUAGUGAAAAUUCAGCUGAUGAGGAUGAAUAUACCCUUGAAAGGGAAGACAAUGAAAUAGAACAGGAGGAACUGGUGCAACAGGAAUCAUAUAUUGUUGAGAAUGUCACAAUUGAACAGCAGCACGUCGACAAAUACGCUGACGAUGAUGACGAUAUUGAGGAUGUGGAUAUUGUGGGCAUUGGCGCCACAUCGGUAUGCAUAAAUUCAACAUUUACAACAACAGCAGCAGCAUCAGCAACAACAUCGCAUUCAACCAGUAACAGCAAUCUUCAGCAUAACCACCACCAAAAUAACAGACCGCAUGACGAUGAUGAACCGGAAUGGUUGCGUGAUGUUUUAGAGGCUCCCAAACGUAGUUUAGAGAAUUUGUUAAUAUCAUCAACACAAAGUCAUCACAAGGUUGGUAACACAUCAACUAACUCUUCCGCCAAUUUAUUCGACAACAAUGACACAGCGGUUGUAGUUACUACAGCAUCCAAGGUUGAAACCACCUAUGAUGAGACCAAUGAUAGUACCACAAUAUACAUAGCAUCAAACCAAAGAGAUACACAGCAACAAGAAGACCUACAACAACAGCAACAACAACGGCAGCAUCAACAAUCCUUUGAAAGUCAAGAUCAGGAAACAUCGUUAUUAAAUCGAACAUUCAUACAGGAUUCCACUGUCAACAGCACAACCAAUUCACAUUGCCAGUCAACAGCUGAGUCACUGCAUGAAUCGAUUGUCUCUGUUGAAUCCACCCAAUCGGAUGCCACAUUCAACAAUCAGACAACCACCAUUGAUGAUAGCAUCAUAUCGAGUAAACACAAUUCCACAUAUUCGCUUAAUGAACCACAAUCGCUGAAUACCACCAUUACCAGUGUAACUGCCACGGAAUUAGAUGAGUCGCAGUAUUACAUACCGGAAUAUCCGCCAGUGCGUAGCAAAGAGGUCUAUGUGGAAUCGGGUGUGCAUUACUUUGAGGAUGGCAAUUUUUGGAUGGAAGUACCUGGUCUCUUAGACUUCGAUGACGAUGAACUUUCAUAUCCACCAAUACCGGUUAAGAAAAAUCCCAAAGUCCGCUUUAGCCUAGGACCGAUACAAGUAUUUUCCACAUUCUCUGUCAGUGAUUAUGAUCGUCGCAACGAAGAUGUUGAUCCGGUGGCUGCCUCAGCUGAAUAUGAACUGGAGAAACGUGUUGAGAAAAUGCACGUUUUCCCCGUUGAACUUAUGAAGGGUCCUGAAGGUUUGGGACUUAGUAUUAUUGGCAUGGGCGUUGGUGCCGAUGCCGGUCUAGAAAAAUUAGGUAUUUUCGUCAAAACCAUAACAGAUAAUGGUGCUGCAGCACGCGACGGUCGCAUACAGGUCAAUGAUCAAAUCAUCGAAGUCGAUGGUAAAAGUUUAGUGGGCGUAACACAGGCAUAUGCUGCAUCCGUAUUACGCAAUACCUCGGGACUAGUCAAAUUUCAAAUAGGACGUGAAAGAGAUCCGGAAAAUAGUGAAGUUGCUCAGUUGAUACGUCUGAGCUUGCAGGCCGACAAAGAAAAAGAAGAACGUCUUAAGAGACAACAAGAAGAGUACCUGCGCCGUACUCUAGACUAUUCAGAAGAUUCUACCCAACCCGUCUCAGCCAAUUCUAGUGUUUGUGAGGGACCCACCAGUCCCGUUCAAGUUGAACAUCCAAUGGAGGUUGAGGCCACACACUCCCAGGAGGUAGAGUCUCUGAAGAGACUGCUACAGGAGAGUGAAAUGAGUUGCCUUCUAAAAGAGGACAUAAUUGAAAACCUAAAAAGAAAGCUUGUAAAACUCGAGACAACCGGCAAUGAAAAUGAACUGCUUAGUGAACGUUUACGCCAGAGCGAACGUGAACUGGUCAACAUUAAAAAAGAGGCUUCCAAUUUACAAAAUAUGUUACAACAAUCCCAGGCCCAGUAUAUGGCCUUGGAUAAAAAGUACAACAAAGCCAAACGGCUUGUACGUGAAUAUCAACAACGUGAAAUAGAUAUGUGCCAUCGUGAGGAAUUCUAUCAACAAUUAUUGCAAGAAAAGGAUACCGAAUAUAAUGCUUUGGUUAAGAAGCUAAAAGAUCGUGUCAUAAAUUUGGAACAUGAGCUGCAGGAAACUCAGCGUAAGGCCGGUUUCCCUGUCGGAUUACCAUAUGACAGUGCCACACUGAAGUUGACACCACAAAUGAUGCGUAAAACACCUCCGAAGCCAUUAUUCCAAAAACUUGAAACCGAAUUAUCUGAUACAGAAAUAUCAGAUUUAUCACCCGACGGUGAUGGUGUUAAGACUGCCACAGUAGAGCGUAAAAAUCCCGUGAAAGAUGAAUUAGAUGCUGCUGUUCCACAACACGAACUCUUAGAUAAUUCAGCCAAUAAAACAAAAAGUGAUUUGGCUUCCCGUGGUGGUUUAGCUAAUCGUCAACUGCCAUCUGGUAAUAAUUCCAAUACAAGUUCGAGUGCAUCGAAUACCACAACCGCUGUAACAAUUGCCGCCGGUAACAGCACCAAUAAUUUAUCGAAGCGUACACUGAGCAACAGUAGUUCCGAUUGUGCCCUGGAAGAUGCCGAAGAUGAUCCCGCCCUGCAUAACCAAGGAACCUUGCCGGCCGGUCUUAUGGGUAACAUUAAUAACACUAACCAUGUCCAUCACGCUCACACAAACAACACUACCAGCACGUCAGCGUCCAAUCAUGAACUAAACCUUUCCAAUGGUAUACAUCAUCAUCACCAACACCACCUCCAAAGUAAUCUCAUCAGUAACGGGCAUCAUUUUAACAAUGCAAUUAAUGUCGCUAGCAAUGGUGUUGGUAGCAAUGGCAAUGGUAGUGCUGCUGUCAUAGCUGGUACCACCACUGCCAUCUUGCUCAAUUCAACCUCGUCAACAUCAUCCGCAUCCUCGGCUAAUUCGCGGGAACAACAAAUCAAUCAGUUGUAUGCCCAAGUUCAUAAAGAUCAUAAGACAUCUGCUUCGCAUACCGGUUUGCCGGGUCUCUUUAAGAAUUCGCUCGGUUCGCCGGGUGGUGAGGCGACCACAACAACAAUAAUAACAACCACAAACACCAACAAUACCACAACAGCUAGCCCCAAUGAUUUUCAUCGUGGUGGCAUGACAACAUUCGGUACUAGCAAUCGUGAUCUCAAUAGUUCGUAUGAUUCAAUUUUAGGCUCAAACGAUAAACUCUCCGAGAAUGAGCAUUCAUCCGAUAAUUGGAUGUAUCCGAGUCGGCGACGUGUUGGACCCACAGGAGCAAUAAUUGGUGGUAAAAUGCCGCCGUCAUCGUUUACCGAACAGCUAAAUCAAGCAUUGUCGGAAAGAGAAAGACGUUUGGGCGAUGGCUCAUCACGACAUUCCAGCGAUGAUUAUACCGAAAUAAAUAAAAGUCAAUCGGCGGCAGCUAUUAAUUGCAAAACACUAAUAAAUGAAAUACGACAAGCUGUAAAUGAGGCUCAACCAAAAGUUAAACAAGUUAUUCCUCAAUCUUUAUCUCCGCCUGGUACAGUACCGUGGCAACAGCAAACAUCAUCAUCACACAGUAAUGGUCCUCCAUCGCCGACCAGCAUGUCAUCGGGCUGUUCAUCACCCGGUUAUUCACCUAGUCGUGGCUUGGAUUUAUCUGGUUCAAGUUCAAGUUUUUCAGAUCGUAAGGCAGCUGUUUAUAAUUAUAAAGGGGGACCAGUACAUGAAUGGACCAAAGAACAGGUUGGCCACUGGCUUUUAGGCAUUGAGAUGGAACGUUAUAUACCAGCCUUCAAGGAGCACAAUGUUGAAGGUGGUGCUUUGUUAUCAUUGGAUUCGAAAGACUUAAAAACGCUGGGUGUUACUGGCGAUGAUAAACAUCGUUUGAAACGACGUCUCAAAGAUCUCAAGGCCAGCAUAGAAAAGGAGCGCAAAGACCAAGAGAGAGAAAGACGUGAACGUGAGAAAGCUAUACGUAAAGCAGAGAAAAAGGCGGCCAAAAAGAAAUAAAUGUCAGAUA